Annulohypoxylon maeteangense is the source of this 1749-nucleotide messenger RNA. Its product is annotated as alpha/beta-hydrolase. Bases 1 to 1749 code for a protein of 582 amino acids. Gene Ontology annotation, molecular function: carboxylic ester hydrolase activity. The transcript has 3 exons. NCBI's taxonomy places the organism in Eukaryota, Fungi, Ascomycota, Sordariomycetes, Xylariales, Hypoxylaceae. The record is from RefSeq and is a predicted model, not a curated record.
AUGCGCCCACCUUCCUUUUUCGGCACGUUGGUGCUUUGUGGCCGCGUGGUCGCGACUACAAGCAACCCGUCAGUUGUUGACACGAAAAACAAUGUUACUUACAAAGGACUUAACCGCAAUGGAGUUGAAGCCUUCCUAAACGUCCCCUAUGGCCAGGACACCAGUGGCGCCAAUCGAUUUAAACCACCUCGAGCUUUCGUACCCAAAUCAGGGAGCACCAUCAACGCACAAACCUAUGGCCCAGCUUGCCCUCAACCUCUAGGAGAGGGUCUCCCUCCUCUCACCUUAAGCAAUGUCACCGAGAUCUCGGAAGAUUGCCUGAACCUAAAUAUUAUAAGGCCUACCAAUGUCACUACAGAGGACCGACUACCCGUCCUAGUUUAUAUCUACGGAGGCGGCUUUUGGACAGGUCAGAACAGCGAGCUCGUGACUCAACCGGAUGGCAUGAUCCUUGAGUCCGUCGAGAAUGGGCUUCCGAUUAUCCAUGUUGCUAUGAAUUAUCGUCUUGGGGUCUGGGGAUUUGCAAAGUCCGACGCCCUGAACUCAGAAGGGUCGGAGAAUGCCGCUUUACGAGACCAGCGCCUUGCCAUCGAGUGGGUCCGUGAUAACAUUCAGAACUUCGGCGGCGAUCCCUCAAAAAUUACCAUUUCUGGGCAAUCAUCUGGCGGACUCGCCGUUGGCAUGCAGAUAAUGGCCUUCGGCGGAAGCAAGCCGGCGCCCUUCCAGCGCGGCAUCUGCGAGAGCCAAGCCCUAGAACCCGGGAUCACGGGGAACUUUACCAUUAACGCGAUGCAAGCGGUAGUUGAUUACGUCGGGUGCAACACAACCGCACUCCACUCUCCCGAAACAGUCGAAUGCUUACGCGGGCUAUCAAUGGAGACCCUGGAAGCGGCAGAAGAAGCCACGCACGGAGACGACAUCGCGCACAACAUCGGCGACAUCUGGCUCCCUACCGUCGACGGCGACUUCCUUCCCCUCGCGCCCUCGCAACUAAUCGCCGAGCACAAAUUCGCUAACGUAGACGUAAUGAUGGGCUGGUGUCAAGACGACGUCGCCCUCUUCACCGACACCAGCAUCACCACCCCCGCCGAAACCCAAUCCUUCCUAUCCUCCUACCUCCCCUCCCUCUCCACCUCCAACCUCAACGCCCUCCUAUCCCUCUACCCCUCCACCUCCUUCACCGCCACCCCAUCCCUCUCCGCCGAAUUCCACCGCACGGCCCGCAUCUUCCGCGACAUCCUCAUGGUCUGCGAACCCGUGUACUAUGGCGCCGCCCUCGCCGCAGCAGGUAACUCCGUGUAUCUCUACGAAUGGAACCAGACGAUCCUCGACCCCAUCCUCGCGUACCUCAACGAAGCCCCCGCAGACCUAGGCGUAAUCCAUACCAGCGAGUUCGCCUACGUGUUCGGGAAUAUCAGUCACUGGGACACAGCCGGAUACCCCUUCGCCCCCACACCCGCGGACUACGCCCUCGUGAGCCGCGGCUCGCGGUCCUGGUCUACGUUUGCGAGUCUCGGGGUUCCGGGGACGGAAGACACAGAUACGUUCCAGGGUUUCGGAACUAGUUUUCGGAAAGGAGGGGAUGGGGGGAAGAAUGCCUCGUUUUCGGUGUUUGUGGCGGGAGGGCCUGAGGAGGGGUUUUCGCCUGUGGAUGGGGAUGGGGCGAGGAAGGUUGUGAGGGAGCAGUUGUUGAGGGAGCGGUGUGGGGUUAUUAAUUCUGAGGGGUUUGUUAGGGAGCUUGGUUUUUAG